This is a messenger RNA of Neurospora crassa OR74A, 1218 nucleotides long. RefSeq lists its product as uncharacterized. The coding region runs from base 417 to 926 and encodes 169 amino acids. Lineage: Eukaryota; Fungi; Ascomycota; Sordariomycetes; Sordariales; Sordariaceae. The record is from RefSeq and is a predicted model, not a curated record. The transcript is spliced from 2 exons.
UCGUUCGCAUCCCACCACGCAGCCCACCCACCUGACUGAUCAUUGUCAUCGUCGUCCCGCCCAACGAAACGUUCUCAACCUAAACACAACAACAUAAUGGUUUGAACUUCCCUAACCCUGACCCAGAUCUGUUCUAGUUGCUUCUUCCAUCCUCAACACAAACUCUUUGUCGACAAUCCGCAAAGCUAAUUACCCGGCUCUUUCUCGAACACCAGACACCCGCUGGAUUGCCUCUCUCUCGAACAACUUCUACGCUUCUCCAUUUGCAACGACCAGCAGCGCAACGAUUUCUCACUCUCCCGCUCUUGCGCAUCACUACGUCCCUUUCCGCAGGUACUACGCUUCAUACGCCUCGUACACCGCACAUCAUCACCUCGACCGCGAAGCUGUCGUCUACCACCACCACCACAUCGAAAAUGGCCUCGGACGAUUCCUACAUGGCCUUCCUCAACAAGGCCAACGAGGACCCUUCGCUCGGGUACCCGCGCGACCGCCCCGACCCGGCAACGCAAAAAGUCGGCAGCAAUACAUUCAAGACGCGCGACGAGGGGGUUCCCCUCCCGUCUCCGAUUGCCAAGUUGUUGGAAAAGGGGGAUAAGUUCUAUGUGAGCGAUGCGGAUGAGCCGUUUGAGGGGGUCGCGUUGAAGUUUGGGGAGGAGAUGCUUCCGGAUGAGGAAAAAUUCGCCUCUUUAAUCAACCACCCCAGCCCCGCCGACGCCGAUAUCGAGAUCUUGGACCCUGUUGACUGGGAUCGCAACGGGCAGUACCUUGAUUUGAUUGAUGCGGUGACGGAGGCGAGCGAAGGGCGUGAUGUGAAGGUGUACAGGGUUGCGAAGGACAGCGUGCGGGUGGAGUAUUGGGUUGUGAGUGUGAGUGUUGAUGGGAAGUUGCUGGUUGGUGUUAGGGCUUUGGCUGUUGAGAGUUAGACGGAUUCCAGAGAAAGGGGAUGAGAGGACAACAGAUGAAGGUGGCUCGGAUUAAGAAUCUGGAUGGGAUGUUAUUAUCACGAUACCACGGCUGAAUGAACCAGUUUUUAUUUCUUUAAUUUCCCUCUCGUCUAUGUCGUCCGCUCUGGAUGUUAUUUCAAGGACCGAAGCUGCCUGUUAUUGAGCCUUAAACCGUGUCCUACCUUCAGCCACAUGAAACCUCUAGACAAGCUCUCAAGGAUACAUAGUAUCUCUGUUCCCAUAUCGUUCACUCGUUGUAGUAACUCUUGUC